GAGGGAGGGAUGGAAAGGAGCGCACAUGGGCGCCGGGCCUGGCGAUGCCGGGUCAUCGCGUGGCUCACGUGGCAGGGGUGUAUGUCUGCUUGUUAUGUCACUACACGCUGCCUUUUUUUCCUGCCUUAGGGGGUGUGAUAGCUUACAUCAGCUCUUCGAGCUCGGCAUCCAGCCCAGCCUCAUGUCACAGCGAGAGCUCAGACAGCGGUUUCCAGUCAUCCUCUUCGCCUGUGCCGUCCUCUCCAAACAGCUCCUCCUCAGAAAGCAGCUGAGCAGUCGGGGCAGCGAGGGCUCUGAUGCUGCACCCAAGAGCGACCGGCUGGAGGAGACUAUUAAAACAAACCAGUCAAGUGUUGCUGGUUUGACAAAGGGCCAUAAUGGAGUCACAAAGUUUAAUGGCAUGGUUCUUCUGUGCAAAGUCUGUGGAGAUGUCGCUUCAGGAUUUCAUUAUGGUGUUCACGCCUGUGAGGGCUGCAAGGGUUUUUUCCGAAGGAGCAUUCAGCAAAAUAUCCAGUAUAAGAAGUGUUUGAAGAAUAACAACUGCUCCAUAAUGAGGAUGAACAGGAACAGAUGCCAGCAGUGCCGUUUCAAAAAAUGUCUCUCCGUUGGAAUGUCAAGAGACGCUGUUAGAUUUGGCCGCAUUCCUAAACGUGAAAAGCAAAGGAUGCUGAUUGAAAUGCAGAGUGCCAUGAAAACCAUGAUGAACAAUCAGUUCAGCAGCCACUUGCCCAAUGAAACAUUAACAGAGCCUCAAGAUCAGGCCCUUCAAGAAGAGCUUUCCUCCAAGCCCAAGCAAGAGCAAGAAAACAUCAAAAGCCCUUCUCCUCCUCCUAGCUCUGACAUUGCUAAGUAAGAAGUGAUCGGUAUGGUCACCAGGGCCCACAAGGACACUUUCAUGUACAACCAAGAACAGUCUCAAAACCCAGUGGAGCCCAUGCAGCCCCAGAGCGGGGAGAGAGUUUCAAACAACCCUGAACAAUAUAUCUUGAGUAACGAGUGCUGUCCUGCUGGGCUCAGUGGCCCCCAGUACCCUGAAAGCGAGCAGCACCUUGGCGGACAGUACAACGGGAGAAAUCCCCUGCAUUAUCCAGGCGGGCACGCCGGGAGUUUCACCAGCGGCCACUGCGUGACCUUCCCCAACGGUUACGCUCAGCGCAUGUGUGACAGGAUCCCUGAAGGUGUCUUUUCUCCAAACAAGAGUGCCAGUUACUCUUGCAGUACUGGAGGGAGAUUGCAUCUGGUGUGUCCAAUGAGUAAGACUCCUUAUGUGGACCCAAACAAGUCUGGCCAUGAAGUCUGGGAAGAGUUUUCCCUGAGUUUUACCCCUGCAGUGAAGGAAGUGGUGGAGUUUGCCAAGCGCAUCCCGGGUUUCCGAGACCUCUCCCAACACGAUCAGGUUAACCUUCUGAAGGCUGGGACCUUUGAGGUUUUAAUGGUACGAUUUGCAUCUUUGUUUGAUGCAAAGGAACGUACCGUCACCUUCCUCAGUGGAAAGAAGUACAGCGUGGAUGACUUGCAUUCAAUGGGAGCUGGUGAUCUGCUCAACUCCAUGUUUGAAUUCAGUGAGAAACUAAAUGCCCUGCAACUUAGUGAUGAGGAAAUGAGUUUGUUUACAGCGGUUGUUCUGGUAUCUGCUGAUCGAUCCGGAAUAGAAAAUGUCAAUUCUGUGGAGGCACUUCAGGAGACACUAAUUCGCGCUUUAAGGACCUUAAUCAUGAAAAACCACCCAAACGAAGCCUCUAUUUUCACAAAACUUCUUUUGAAGUUACCUGACUUGCGUUCCUUGAACAACAUGCACUCUGAAGAACUCCUGGCCUUCAAAGUUCACCCAUAGGCCUUUAGGUCUCACUCGUACCUGGACUUGCCUCGUGUUAAACUGUUUUGUGCUCAAAUAUGUAUUUAUACAAUUGUACCACUUGUUGGAGAGAGAAGAGCUCACAGGCUGUGAGCAGCCGAUGGCCGUUCCGUAACCUUGCAAUAAUGCUUCAGCGGGUGCUCU
Molecule: messenger RNA, 1999 nt
Organism: Tinamus guttatus (white-throated tinamou)
Lineage: Eukaryota; Metazoa; Chordata; Aves; Tinamiformes; Tinamidae
Gene: NR1D2
Product: nuclear receptor subfamily 1 group D member 2
Biological process (GO): cell differentiation; hormone-mediated signaling pathway; negative regulation of transcription by RNA polymerase II
Molecular function (GO): nuclear receptor activity; zinc ion binding; RNA polymerase II cis-regulatory region sequence-specific DNA binding
Source: RefSeq, a predicted model, not a curated record